Molecule: messenger RNA, 3551 nt
Organism: Manduca sexta (tobacco hornworm)
Lineage: Eukaryota; Metazoa; Arthropoda; Insecta; Lepidoptera; Sphingidae
Exons: 1
Coding region: 150-668 (172 amino acids)
Source: RefSeq, a predicted model, not a curated record
ACGCUACAAAUGUCAGUGACACAGUGACGUCACGUCAGCGAUUGUCGCGUUCUCAUUAUUUUUAUUUCGCAACUUCAAGAAUAUCUGCAUAAUUGUGUCUUUUUAACAGCAGAACGCUCAAAAAAUUGAGCAACAAACAUAUCAGUACGAUGGACAACCAGUAUUAUUAUAAAUUGAUGGCUAGUUACCUGUCCAAACGAAAUUGUGACGAAUCGUUUAUGAGGUAUUUCUUUGGAAAAAACGCACUAAAGAAGACGCCAGAAGAACUCGAGCGCGCUGACGAGAGAAAGCGGCGAUUGCAGCGCGAACGUUCACGCCGCUACCGGGCGCUGAAGAACGCGCGUCGACAGAACGAGGGCAGCGGAGGACGCGAAAGCGUGGACGGCGACGCGCCGCGCGCCAAGUCACGCACGCUGCUGGCCGAGGAAGAGCUGAGCGACGGCGACGAGCCGCCCACGCUGUGCGACCUCAGCUACGACGACAAGUGGCGGGAAGCGUCUUCGGACUGCGCGUCGGACGACAACUCGGCGCAGUCCGCCGCCGAGCUGAAAGAGCCGGCCGUGUCGGGCGACGUGUCGCUCACGCUACGCGAGUUCCUCACCUCGCCGAACGCAGAGCUCGACUACCCCACUGUGCACAGCCUCAUGUUUCACUGGCUGCAGACGUAACAUCCCCUCCCCGUCUGUCCCCUUGUUACAGGUACCACAUUAGUAUUGGCUCAUAUCAUUAGCUGUCUCUUCUAAAUUAUAAUUGUAAUCAGAUGCAUAUCUGGAGAUGAAAAAUUGUGCCGGUGAAGCUGCACGGAGGCGAGCGGGGAGUGUGGUAGUGUUGCACAUAUCAGCACAUGUGUGGCAAUAUGUAUUCACUAUGUCACAUGUUGACAGAACCGUCCUGCUAUAAUUUUAAUCUGAUUAAAUUAGACUAACUUUACUUGUAUCCAUGUAGGUGAUGAUGGAUCAGGGUGUUUAGGCUGGUAGCAUUUAAUUAGGCAUACUUGAAACAUAGUGGCCACUUUGUGCAGCUCACUUGGAGCUCGGCUAUACUGGCACUGGACACAUGCUGCAGUAGAAUGAUAUCAAUUAAAUUUGCUACAUUCACAUGACAUAUGGGACAUGUUGACUCCAGGAUGUGCUAUACAGUGAGGUUCUUAAAUCAGUGGCGUAGGUUGGUGUCUCUAAGUAAAACGAACAUCACUCUAAAGAGCCGGCCCCUUCUCUAAAAUACCUUUGUGCCUCUCUAUAAUUUUUGUUAAGCUAGUGAUAAAUUAAGUUAUUGGGGGUCCAAUUGUAUAGGUUAUGUUACUGAAAUGAGAUCUCUUUUGGGUCUGUUAUAUGUAAAAAUGGAAUGUAUGAAUGGAGCACUGGCCCUCCAGCUCUGGCAUCAUAUUGCACUAUAUCAUCAGGGCCGAAGUAGCUACGCCACUGCUUUGAACAUGCUUAUACUCACUCUAAUUAGAUAUGUUAUGUAUGUAACAUUAACAGCAUAGCUUUCAUCUGAUCCACUUUGUAGUGUACUACUUAUAAUAUUAUGAUGUGCCCACUUUGAUGAACAUAAUUGAAAUGUUUGUGUUGCAAAAGUACAACAGAAUGCAUACUAUUAGCAGUAGUGAGAGCUGUCCAGUCAGAUCUGUAAGAAUGUACUUGGACAGAAGGUGGCGCCACCCGGGGCUCGCCAGUCGCCAUCACUAGUUGAUACAAUAUUCCAAUAGACAAUAAGUUGUUGUUAAGUUGCCAUAUCCUAAUAUUUAGAUACUCAACUAUUAUACAUUAUAUAUAUUAUAUAUCUAUAUAUGACGCAUAUGAGAAGUAUAGAGUAUUAUUAUAUUCUACGUAUAGUUUGUGAUAUGAAUGAAUUUACAUUUUGUGUGAAAUCUACAAUGUAGUUUUAAGUAAGGUGUAGUGUAAGACGUGAGGGACGCGGGCCGCGGCCGCUCUCCUCGCGGGAGGGGUCGCGCCUCUGCGGCCAACUAGCUGCCAUCUCAAACAUGUUACGUCGUUCGUUUAUUGUUAAUCUAGUACAACAUUCCUAAUGCUGAAUUUAGUUCAAGUAACUGUUAAUUGGCAUAACGUUUGGCUGUUAAUUUUUUGCACAAGUUUUAAUACAAACGUCUAAAUAAUCUCUUGAAGACUGUACACCGGCAAAUAAUGAAUGCAUUUAUUGAAAGAAUACUCUGUUAUCGUUGGCUCUCUUGUCUCCUGAUCGCUAUUGUUUGCAUUUGUUUUUAUAUUACAUAUGUGUUGUUUUGAAACACUUAUCACGUAUGGUCAUAUACUUAGUCUAUCAGGUGUUCAGCUGGUCACAUUAUUGUAACGUAAGUUUAGUUUAUAGUUUAGUAUUUGUUUAUAUCGUUCGCUUUUUAUUGCUUAUAUUUUGUUAUAUGGUGCGCGGUCGCCGUCGAGACGUUCCGCGGUAUUGGCGGCGCCGACGCGUUAGAGGUAUAUAAUAUGUAACCAGUGCCUAUAGAUGAUCUAGGUAAUACGCGUAUGUUAUUGCAACUGCGACAGCCAUAUAGUUAUAGUUUUACUUUAGUUGUAAGCAAGUAGAUGGCACUAAUUCAAGAAUAUAGCGAGUGUCACUCGACGCACGGGUGCACGCUCAACCACUCAAUGUUUCGUCUGAAGUUUUGCAUUAAAAUUCACUUCGUCAGCAUCACUAUGUAACAUUAGAAGACAAACAUGUUCCGCAACAACAAGUGACGCAGAGUAAUGCGGCUCAACCGCAAAGAUGCGCACUAUUAAACGCUCGUUGGUUUGGCGAAUACGAGUGCACAUAACCACAUUAAUUCUUUGUUAUGUUAAGUAUAUGUAGAAGGUGAACUUACUUGUACGUGGGAAGAAGCAUAAUAUUUUCGAAUAUAGUAAAAAAUCGCGAGCGCCAUACGUUUACACGUACAAUAUAUUAUUUACAUAGUAUUUAAACAAGCAACAGAAAAGAUUUACUAAUAGUAAAAAGGAAAGUUCUCGUCGCCUUUAUUCUAUUGCUGAACGGUAUAUUGUGUAUGGCUAACUCGCCAGCGGUGCUUUUUUAUCUAGAGUUGAUACGAAGUCAGCAGCUCUGGCAGCUAUUAGAGUGAGGAGCUGAAGUCGGCAGCCACUUCUCAGUGAUCUAGUACGGACUUCGUACAUUGUACGGGAUUAUUAAAUACUGUUGUCAUGCUUUCAGAAAAUUUUAAGAAUGUUACAUUAUGCAUAUAAAUGAUGUGACAGCGCGUAUUUUGAACUCGGAUACAUAAAAUAUGUAUAUUUUUCAUGACAUAAUUGCGUUCAAGUUACUUUCAGUUAAUUUUCCAAACUACCUUUACUUUCGUCAAACAUCGGCAAAGUUAUUCAUGGAGGGCGGUGAUCCAUGAUCAUUUACCAUCAGAUGUCCACUUGCUCAAUGUUGUAUAAUUUUACAUUACCAUAUGUAAACAAAAUGAAUCCAAGCUUCAGAGAUCAAAAUACGCGCCGGCAGUGGCCAGUGAUGCCUUCUACGACGUGUGUAGUGUUAAAACUAACGCUUAGGUACUUUAAGGUAGUGCCAUAUUAAAAGAGCUUCCUGUCUAUUUUUAA